AUGUACGAAGCCUAUAAAAUGGGUCUUAAAAAGUGGGUCCUUUUCUUUGCCCUUUCUAACCUCAUUUCAUAUGUAAAAAAGGAGGGGAACGGUUUCUGCCUAUGUGAGCCAAUACCAAUGCCUAUGCCUCAACCCGAACUCGAUUACAUGGAUGAGCCCAUACCUACGCUAGAACCAGAAGCACAACCACAAGCAAGCCCAGAUGACGGAAAUACAAACAACAAUAACUUCAAUUGGGGGAAUAAUGGAAACUUCAAUGGUGGAAAUGAUGAUGACGGUGACGACAAUGACGACAACGAUGAUGACGAUGAUGAAAUAAUUGAUAACUCUUAUGAUGACAAUAAUGAUGACGACGAGGCUGACAACAAUGAUGACGAUGACGAAGAAAUUAACGAUAAUGGGAUUAAGAAUUCCAAAAACAAAAGAAAAAGAAAUAAUUUGUAG
Molecule: messenger RNA, 444 nt
Organism: Plasmodium knowlesi strain H
Lineage: Eukaryota; Apicomplexa; Aconoidasida; Haemosporida; Plasmodiidae
Product: parasitophorous vacuolar protein 3, putative
Exons: 1
Coding region: 1-444 (147 amino acids)
Source: RefSeq, a predicted model, not a curated record